AUGUCCAACAAUCAACAAGUCCUCCGCUCCGAGGUCGUUCUGGAGAAAUAUGGCAAGGCCCUUGCUGGAAAGACAGUGCUCAUCACCGGCGUUUCCGACGACUCCAUCGCAGGCGAACUCGCACUUCAGCUUUCUGCCGCCGAUCCAAAGCUACUCAUCCUAACUGCCCGUUCCGGCUCAAAGGUGGCAGGAAUUCAAGAAAAGAUCAGAUCAGCCAAGCCAAAUGUGGAAACCCGCUUUCUCAACAUGGACCUCAGUGACUUGGGCGCCGUGCGAAAUGCUGUCAAAGACCUAGAUGAUGUGUCUCACAUCGACCAUCUUGUCAGCGUGGCCGGGGUUAUGUUCCCACCUUACAGCAAGACAAAAGAUGGAUUUGAGAGCCAGCUUGGAGUCAAUUAUCUGGCGAACUUCUUGCUCGUGAAGUUGCUCCUACCAAAAGUCCGUGCUGCGGGUUCAGAUUCGUCUGUGGUUAUCAUGGCCUCGUCCAUGGUCAGACAAGGGAAGAUGCACUUCGACGACUACAACUUCAGUGAUGGCCAAACCUAUGAACCGAUGGUGGCAUACGGCCAGUCGAAUGCUGCCAGAGUCAUGUUUGUGAAGAGACUGGGUGAGAAGUUGAAGAACGAGAAAAUCCGCGUUUUCAGUGUUGAUCCUGGUGCCGUUCAAACCGGUCUGCAACGACACUGCCCUCCCGGAUUUGUUGACCAGGUCGCCGAAUGGAAGAAGGCCGGAGCCAUGGUUGAUAUGGAUGGAAAUCCAUUCGAAAUUCCUCCGUGGACUACUACCUCAGAAGGAGCCGCUACUGUCAUCACGGGCAUGGUUGACCCUACCAUCGCAAGGUACAAUGGCUCGUACCUCAGCCAGAACGCAGUCUCCGACCACGAAUUGCACACCCACAUCAACGACGAAGACAACUGGACCAAACUGUGGGAGCUGAGCGAGAGCUUGACCCAGGAGAAGUUCUUGCUGUGA
Molecule: messenger RNA, 972 nt
Organism: Penicillium concentricum
Lineage: Eukaryota; Fungi; Ascomycota; Eurotiomycetes; Eurotiales; Aspergillaceae
Product: Short-chain dehydrogenase/reductase SDR
Exons: 6
Coding region: 1-972 (323 amino acids)
Source: RefSeq, a predicted model, not a curated record